Molecule: messenger RNA, 570 nt
Organism: Pediculus humanus corporis (human body louse)
Lineage: Eukaryota; Metazoa; Arthropoda; Insecta; Psocodea; Pediculidae
Product: dynactin subunit, putative
Exons: 4
Coding region: 1-570 (189 amino acids)
Source: RefSeq, a predicted model, not a curated record
AUGAAUCUCGAAGAUAUUUAUUAUAAUAAAGAGGAUUACGUAGAAACGGCAUCCGGAAAUAAAGUUUGCAGGCAAACAUUUUUAUAUGGUGCUCAAAAUAUUUUAUUACACGGUAAAGUGAUUGUUCAUUCUGAUGUUAUCAUCAGAGGAGAUUUAGCUAGUGUAAAAACUGGAAGAUAUUGUAUUAUUGGUAAAGAUGCCGUUCUAAGGCCAGCAUCAAAAAAAUUUAGUAAAGGGUUUACUUUUUUUCCUUUGCAUUUGGGAGAUCAUGUAUUUGUUGGUGAAGAUUCAGUUGUUAGUGCUGCUUUAGUCGGAUCUUUUGUUUAUAUAGGAAAAAAUGUAGUGAUUGGUAGAAGUUGCGUACUCAGGGAUGCUUGCAUGAUUGAAGAUAAUACAAUACUUCCUCCAGAUACUAUAGUGCCUUCAUUUACUAGAAUUGGUCCUUCAUUACAAUUAGUUGAAGAGCUUCCUGAAUGCACUCCAGACCUAAUGAUUGAUUUCACAAAAUCUUAUUAUCAACAUUUUAUUCCGCUUGACAAAAAACAAUCGCAAAUGAUUAAAGGAUCAUAA